Messenger RNA from Varroa destructor (honeybee mite), 13536 nucleotides. It is a transcript of the gene Rme-8, whose product is annotated as receptor mediated endocytosis 8. The record is from RefSeq and is a predicted model, not a curated record. Lineage: Eukaryota; Metazoa; Arthropoda; Arachnida; Mesostigmata; Varroidae. Gene Ontology annotation, biological process: regulation of early endosome to late endosome transport; endosome organization; receptor-mediated endocytosis. Gene Ontology annotation, cellular component: endosome membrane.
UAUCCUCUUUCGGAUGCCCCGUUUGCUGAUAUAUCCAUACCACCAGCAGAAACGCCUUCUUUGUACGGAGCUCCCAUGUGAGCUGGCCGUUCCCGCUAUUGUCGUCUCUCUUCUAGGUCGAGAUGAGCUGACUGCAGCAGUCGUCAGCCGCACGGGCUAAACACUAUUCGAUCGACAAAUAUUAGGAUGGGAGUGUUCAAAUUGUCAUCAACUGUGCUCUUUUCUGCUAGAUAAGUGAGUGUGGUCGUGCUUGGCAAUGGUUUGUCGCCUCGUCAGCCUCGUUGAUCCUUGCAGCUACUCCACGUGAACCAGUUUUACUAGUUUUUGUUGUAGGAAGAUUUACUGCAGUAGAAAACAGGAUAGAAUUGGAAUAUCGUUGUUAGAAGCGCUGCUAGUUUGCUUCCCUAACCGUCGACGUAAGUUAACCGACAGCGAAGACAACAGUCAAAAGGAUUUUCGAAGAUAUCGGACGCGCCAACGUAGCUGACCAACAAAGUAAAGUUAAAAGCUCACGAUAUCUUGGUAGCGCAGUUCUUCCUGACAGUCGCCUGGGUAAGCUAAAACAGUAACUCAAGUGCACGCACAUAUUUGUCAAGCGGACAGAGCGUCACAAGGACUGGCUUCUAAUAUCCGGUGGGCGGAUUUUUGGUCUAUUCGUUGUGCCGUGAUUAUUUGCGUUCUAGCAGCUUUGAAUAUGGUCAUAUUGAAUCAUAUUCACACAGAUAGAAAUCAAGAAAAGCGUACGAGUCACUUAGUUAAUGUUGUGUUAAUUAUCGUUCCCAUGCCAUAGAACAGCUGGUAAGUUGUACAAUGGUGCGGUAUAUUGAAGCCAAUGGGUGGAACGUAAACGUAUGAGGUAUGAGGAAACUUCAUAAAGGCCGUAACAUAAUAAUGCUGUGUUGCUAGAGAAGCCACAGUAAUAUCUCCAGGCAUUAAAACUAGCUAUAGUUUCAUUCAUAUGUCGGUUGCUAAGGGGAAGAAUUUUAACCUGUGGAUAGAAAUGCGAGACGGCUUUUCUCCGCGUUAAAUUUAAGAUGGGCCUUUACAGUGUUAUUGGGCAGUUAGAUACAGGCCGGUAUACGGUGGAGAUCGUGAUUGAUGUACACCCGCGAACACAGACGGUUGUAGAAUAGACAAAUAAAUACGUUGAAGGUAUUCGGCUGCGGUGAGGUUUACUAUUUUGAUUUUCGGUAAUCCAAUCGACUGUGGCAAUAUUUUUGGUGCAAACAAUUUCGUUGUUAUUUCUUCGUGGCGCACCUUUGUAGAUGCAAUUUGCUCACGCAGUGUUAGCUGACACUGAUAUUUUAGGCUGGUUCAUGUUGGUGAUCGAUAGAUAAUGUGAAGAACGUGCUGAUGUAAUUAAACUUCCUGAGCGAACACAAACACAUAACGCAAAAGUUUCUCAUUUAUUAUCGGUGCAUUAUUCCUCAGGCGAAAAUUGGCGCCGAUCGCCAUCGAGCCAACAGUAAUGAGUAAGAACAGCUUGAACGCUACUCUCUAACAAAGGCCACCCGACAGCCAUUGUUGACUUAUAUCUAGCCAGACACGCAUAUCCGUGUUGCGGUUGUUGCUUCUGAAAACAAGCAACGUCUUCUGAUGAUCCAACGUGUCAACGAGUCCAUGCUUGCUUUGUGCAGGAUGUUUAUUGCUGAACGCACAGUUACAGUCGUUAUUAGUAACGCUUAUUAGGCUAUUUCCUUAUGCUGCACAUACUACUGGUUAAUGAUGAUAGUAAUAAAUGCGGAUUGUACAACUGGACAGCGUUGUUCUGUGCUUGCAGUGAAUUAGAAACUGCAUUGUAAUCUUCAACUGCUCAGUGAUGUUUGUUAAGUACUAUUAGUUGACAGAUGGGAACGAUAGACAAACAUAGUUGGCUAUUGUCGAGGAAUGUGAUUUUCGAUACAAUCCAUAUCAAUUCCAUUCCAUUCAUUUCCAAUCCAAUCAACUCGAUCAGACUUGGCAAAUUUCAUUCCCACUUGCUAAUUUCCAUUUCUACAGUAACGUAAAACAUACGCUGUGCUGCGGGUAUACCAAAUACAUGAACUUAAUAGCUCGACAUGGCAGCUUAGUCCCUGUUGUAAGGGGCCACUUAAAUUUGCAUUCACUGAAAUGAGUGUUGGCACUUCCUAGUUACAUCGAAGUUUCACUAGCGAUGGUAAUUGGUUUCUAGCAACGAAUGGGAUAACACCAUUGCGUACACCAAUCAAACCUGCUGUUCGAGUGUCAUACUAAUAUGAUGCUUGACGCUACCACGUUCUAACUGAUCAAGAGAAUCGAGAGAGCGGUGAGGUGCGGAAGCUUAACGGGUUUGUUUACUUGGAGGUUCAACGGCUCACCAAUAACCGGUGGGCACAUACUAAAUUGGCUGUUGUAAUUCGACCCAACCCAAUUGCACGUAUAAGAACGGAUCUAUGAGACAGGUCAAAUUACGUUACCCAGUGGAAUAGGGAUAAAUUUCUUGGAUUCAUUUGAACACAAACGGCGACCUACUGUGUCUCUUGCUACUCUAAAAUCAACAGACGUCGAGGAAUCGUACGCUUGCCUACUGCAAUACGAUUUCUUGCUUGAGGCCGUAAGCAGCUGAAGAACAGAGGAGCCGGAACGAACGUCCGUGAGACAGCGGCGACAACGACUCUAUGUUGAAAGACAUCUGGUCUCAUUCCAACUGCGUUUUGGCGUUAUUUGUUGUCGGUAUUUUUUUUUGUUUGCAUAAGUGUUACAUGACUGAUGUGAGCAUCGGUGGGAGUUUCGUACUCCAUUUUGUUGCAGGGCCGAUGGCCAUGUUUUUCCUCAAUGAUAAGUAGGUAAAAUAACGAAACAUUAGUUGGUUCGGGCACAGCUUUCAAGCUAUCUGACUCAUAGAAACCUGCACGCGUUUCUGUGGCCGUACUAAGAGGCGGCAGAUCGAACCGGCCUACAAACGUUUGAUUUGACGCAUUAUGCUCAUUAGCAUUCCAAUAAUAAUGCUUUGGAUGACUAAGUAUUAUAGUAAAGGGUUCACAUCAGUCUUAUUUAAUUGUAGGACCUUCGUUUGUGGCUAUAUAAAUGAAAAAAAGGGAAUUCAUUUUCUUUUUAUAUAUAUAAUAUAUAUAUAGGCUAGUAAAUGUGGAUUGUAAGCCUAGUCCAUUCAGUGAAGCAGUAUUAAUGCGGCUGACAAUGACUGCGAUCAUUUUGGCCUUUGCUUACAAUAGAACACUAAUUUGUGUAAUCUCGAACCGUUAACGAUAGGGUCCUUCGGUUAAUAAAUUGGAUUUAUCUCAAGUGCACUAAACACAUCGAUCAGUGGAAAAAUUCGUAAUAUGACCUCUAUUCAAUGUAUAUAUAGUGUUUGUGUUAUAGUUUCUUUAUGAUAUUUAGUUCUCAAUCUAUUAAUAGAGUUAGAAAAUUUUCGAUUAACAACCACAUUUUUGAUUCAAAACUGUCAGUGCAUAAUUAUGAACAUACAAUACACUCUAUCCUAUAUUAUACCUUUGUGGGAGUAGAAGCUGAUUAAGCAAUACUAGGAUGUCGAUAACCUCCGUUAGGUACAUUUUAUGAUUUUUCAGUGAAUGUGUUGAUCACGAAAUCCAAGUCGCUGAUCUAGGCACUUCAUAUUUUCAAUGAAACAAGCCAUUCGAUCCUUAAUGGUCGUCUAAUUGCUUGCAAUUCAUUGCAAUCCAAGCAAAUACUGUUAUUACUCGUUUUCUAUCUGAAAUACAAUAUGUUUGAAAAGUUUACCAGCGGUUGCAGGUUAGAAUAAUACAGUAAGUAUAUGACUGCACUUUCGACAACAUCGCUAAUUACGAAAAAGCUCAAGUCAACCGUAGACUCAUAAGUUCUUAUGACUUUGGUAAUUUCUUGGGAUGUUGCAGGGAUCAAGCUAGCUAGCAGGUAAUUUCGUAAUGUGUCGAUAAAACUUGCGUUUUCUACCGAGAAGAGUACGUCACAAUGCAAGUAAAAAUGCCAAAAAAAAGUUCAUAUUCUUACCUAUGUAACGAUUUCUAGCGUUAUUACUAGAGUUAGUUUCAAAAGGCAAAAGCGUUGCUGUUUAAUUGAUACUUCAAACAUCCACCAUACGAGGAUUUCGCGACUUAGAGCAAAAAUAACAAUGUCUAGGAGAUUUUAAAUGUUUAAUCGUAAUAGCUAACUAAUAAAAUCAAACAUUUUUUACUAGAACAUAUUAAUAAAAUGACUUUUGGUUUUGCUAGAUAUGUUUAAGAAAGCGUGAACUAGCUCGAAUUUAACAGUAACAAACUACAUCUAAUUGCUUACUUAACAAAAGUGAACCGAUGAAUUAUAGAUAAGAGACCGGUAAAAACAACGAAUGCCCAGGCAAACACAUGAUAUUGGCGAUAUCUCAAUUGGGGACCUACCCGGCUUCAGUACAGUGAAUGUAUUUUUUAAAAAAAGGGCAAGUGGCGUCUAGAUCAAAUAAGCUUGGAAUCAUCUUAUAAAAAUUCUAAAAAAAAAGUGAAGAAACGCGUAAUUGAUUAUACAAAAGUUACAACUUGCAGCUAAAGAAAGCAAGAUAGUCUACCAUGCCACUUAAUAGCUUUAACUUUUGUUCAAUAAUGUUAUUUUAACGUUUACACUUAGCUUGCACCCUUUGGGUAGGAUCAGUGCGGGUGCUAUGUUUGCAUAGAUAAUUUUGUUGUAAACGUUAUGUUUUUUGAGAAACUGUAAGAAAUAUAUAUUCUGUUGGUUCCGUUCUAAGAUACUAGCAAAAGGUCAGGUUUAAUUUAAAAAACCUCGUAAGCUCGUGCUCUUUUGUGCUCGUGAAUUAUAUCAAAACAUGUUGUUUUUUUGAUCUUCUACCCUGAACCGUGUAAAAUUGUCGAUAUACAGACCGAUUCUUACGUGAAAUAAACAACCGUUGGCGUUACCCACAUCUUUGGAUUCGGUCGGGAGUUCAUCGUUAUAAUAUCGUCCAUAAACGCAUGGAAACCCAUUGAUCCAAUCAGGGUGAAAGAAGUCGCUAGAGAUUGAUCAGUUGGUACUGUCCAUCGUUUUCAGUUUUAUCAGCCCUCGAAUAUAGCGCUUCCGCAUGGCCGUUUUUGCGUAGGCGCCAGGCCGGUGCUGGUGAAUCGGCGAUAAUGUCUCCGGGCGCUGGCGGUGGCGGAGGUGUUCUUAGUGGAGGGCGAAAUUCCAGUGUAAGUUUAACUAAUGAAGAUGUGGCGUGCUACAACGUUAUUAAGCUGUCAUGGAAGGGCAGAUACGCGCGCAUCUUCUCGGUAGGCACCCGCGCCAUUACGACAUACAACGUCGGCGACUCGAUGGUCGAAACCAACAAGUUCGAGUACCAGGAUUUCGUCGGUAUAGAGCCCGUAUCCGGGAAAGGUUCAGAUACUGAGUUCGUAAUCAAAUACCGAAAGUCUCGUGAAGGCAAGAAAAUUGCCGAUAUGAAGUUCGCAUCCGAGUACCGAGCCGAUAUCCUUACCGAAGCUUUAAAAUUCAAGCAUUUAUUUUGUGAGCCACGAAAGAACGCUGUGUGGUUCAAUGCAACGAAAAAGGAUUUUGCCGACCUGAGGGUACCCGUCAUUUUGGAAGUAGGUGAGGUGGCUAUCACACAGCAAGACCCCACAUCCAGAGAAUGCUUCGGCCGGUACUACUACAAAGAUAUAGGCAAUUUAGCGAAGCUUAUGGAUGGCCCACCAGGCGGAAUAUCUAUCUCAGUUGAAAGCUACAAGCGGUUGCACUUGUUUGUAGUUGAAAAAAGGGACGUGUUCCUUCAGACCGUCGCUGAGUAUGCUAUGCGACAUGUUGGCGUCUUAAUCUCGUACAAGGAAGAAAUGAGUGAGGAAACCGCACAGCUGAAGCGAUUCGGCCGAUAUUCAGUUGACGAAGCUGUCACGAGUCUCUGUGACUUCAUGGUUCACAAGAUUUCAGUUAAGCAUCGGGAUCCGGUAAAACGUAUUCUAGGCAUUUCGGAAUCAUGUCUCGUUGAGCGAGACUGUAACACAUAUAACGUCACCUCUUUGCGUCCGUUAAGCGACGUCGCGGCAUUAGUACGCGAUCGUGAGGAGCCGCGCAAAUUCUCUAUUGAAUUCGUUAGCGGUGGCAAUGUGCAGAAGUCGUAUUUUUCGUCGAAUCGGGACGCGUUACUUGCCUCACUUCUUGACGGCGUGCGUGCUUCGGGUAAUCGCGACGUGCACGUCCGCAUGAGCCAUAUGCCGCGAGGGAAGCGCUGCGGCCCUCUAUCGGUACCUGUCUGCGAAGACGUAGAAAUUGCUCAUUUGAAGUUCCUUCACACGCAUCCAAGUUCGUGGAGUUUUUCUGAAGCGGUAGAACGCUUUAACGCCAAUGUGCCCUACUCCGGCUUGCUGCACACGGCGAAAAACAAAGAUGCACUGUUUGAGAACAAAGACAAAAUGUUCCAAGCUGCACUUACAGCGGUGCUAGCCAAGGAAGGUGAACAAGACCGUAUUCCCUUCGAUCUUCUUGAACAACAAUUUCAUGCGCUGCGAAGGCUUGUCGCGUGUAAGGCAGGGUUCGCCGCAUUUACACAGGUUCCGCAGGUGCGUGAACGCAUCGGCAAAAAGGUGAUUACGGCAUUGUCCCGAGGGGAUCCUGCGGUUUCGCACGCAGCUGUGGACAUGCUCUGCGCACUGAUUCAGCCGAUGCAUGACGACUGCGACCUGUUUCAAGAGCAACAGAACAAGCUCAGCGUACUCUCAUCAAAAAACUUUCUCGAACAGCUGCUCAACAUGUUUACUCAACACGUGCAACAUGGAACUGGUUGUCUUGUGGUGUCAGCUAUGCUAGACUUUCUGACGUUCUCACUUUGCGCACCAUAUUCGGAGACGACGGAUGGAGCACAGUUUGAUGCGCUUCUCGAGCUGGUCGCGCAGCACGCUGGCCGUAUGCUCUUCAAACUGUUCCAACACUCAUCCAUCGCCAUCGUGCGUGGAGCUGGGUUGGUGAUGAAAGCCAUCAUUGAGGAAGGCGAGUCGGAACUCGCAGCAAAGAUGCAAGAUCUUGCCUUAGCUGAAGCGGCACUUCCGCGGCAUCUUCUUGAUGCGCUUUACGCUUCUGGGUCCGAGAGUCGGCUUUUUGCGUUGAGAGAGCUAUCGAGACAGCUAGUUGGCCUAUGGCUGACUGGACACCCACCAACAAUGAACGCUCUGAAAAGAAUUAUGCCCGCGGGUCUACUGGCAUACAUGGAUUCCAAAGAGAUGCCACCAAAAGAGGCGAUUGAAACUCUUCGGACAAGGGAUAACCUUCGAAUGGCUACUGAGCAUUCAAAUAAUAUGAAUCAUCGCGCUAGUAGUCGGCAAUGGCGCGUGGUAGAGCGACAUGUAGAACAGUUCCUAAUGCACUGGAAAUCUCGGGUACCUCAAGAUUUAAAAGGUCGCAUUGGUCUUGGCGGCAGCGACGACCGCCCAACAACGCGGCAGCAGCCAGUUGUCCUACGGCGAAGACGGCAACGAGUAAAAAGCACCGCAAACUGGACCAUGUUCUACUACCAAUUCCAUCAGGACCAUGCAAAGCCGCACCUCAUCUGGAACUACAAAACAAGAGAAGAGUUGAAGGAUGCCCUUGAGAAUGAACUACGAAGUCUCACACAGGAUCGAGAGUUGUGUCACGAUGUGACCGUUUCGUGGAACCAUCAUGAAUUCGAGGUAAUCUACCCGUCGCUCUCAGAGGAACUGCAGGUGGGCGACUUCUUUUUGCGGCUCCUGCUCGAAGAGGACGAUCGUACUAUAAAGACGAACGCGAAUUCAUUUAAUAGUUCUACGCAGCCAUCCGGUUUCAUAAUGCAGUCGAGUGACUUUUUCAACGACCUCUAUCAUCGGUUUCUCCUGUCGAACGAAACUGAUAUGAAGUGUUUGUGUCUGCGGGCAAUGGCAAUUGUGUACGGUAGGCACCACUUCGAGAUCGGAGCGUUCAACGAUACCAAAUACAUAAUCGACAUGCUACAGAAAACAAGCAAUCGACUUGAAAGAGACCGUUUAAUUAUGUUCAUCGACAAACUCGUUAACAACAAGAAAAACAUCAAGUACUUGCUUGACUCAAACGGUAUCAAGGUGUUAGUAGAAUUUUUAUGUUUGGCACAUCUGCACACGUCACGUGCGGUUAUUCCAGCCCAAACAAAUGUGAUUGAGGCAUCGACCGAAAUUAUGAUGGAUCAGGAAAAAGAGUGGUUCUACAACAACAACGAGAACGGACCUCACAGUAUUAAUGAGAUGAAAAAGCUAUAUAAGGAGGGCACGGUGAAUACGGAUACGAAAGUAUGGGCCCAGGGUAUGGAUGGUUGGCACAAGCUCAGUGAAGUCGGCCAACUCAAAUGGACCCUAAUGGCGCAUGGAACGGCGCUUCGAAACGAGACAGAUUUGGCUGCCCUUAUAUUAGAUAUUCUUAUUAAAGUGUGCGAGGUCUACCCUACAAAGGAGCCUGAUGGGAGUAUCGUUCGUCCUCUGCCGCGAGCCAAGAGGCGCCUCUGUGAUCCCUCCAUUAUGCCUCAUGUCGUUCAGCUGCUGCUAACCUUCGAUCCGAUCCUAGUCGAGAAGGUGGCCGUCCUUUUGACGCAUGUCAUGCAACACAAUCCUGCGAUUCAACGUUUGUAUCAGUCUGGCUUCUUUUUUUUUAUCCUUAUGUAUACCGGUUCAAAUGUACUACCCAUCGGAAAUUUGCUACAUCUUACUCACACCUGUCAGGCUUUCCGAACUGAGGAAAGUAGCUCGCUAAAACAGCGCUCGAUCCUGGGCAAUAUUUUACCCGAAGCAAUGAUCUGCUAUCUGGAGAAUCAUGGUGCCGCAAAGUUUGCCGAAAUAUUCCUAGGCGAGUUUGAUACACCAGAGGCGAUUUGGAACUCAGAAAUGCGCCGUUUCAUGAUCGAAAAGAUUGCUACUCACAUUGCCGAUUUCACGCCUCGACUCAAGUCCAACACACGAGCGCCAUACCAGUACUGUCCACUGCCACAAAUUCAGUAUCCACAACUACAGAACGAGCUUUUCUGUAGUAUUUACUAUCUACGUCACCUCUGUGACACUGUAAGGUAUCCUGAUUGGCCGAUUUUGGAGCCCGUUCAGCUUCUGAAAGACGUUCUCGACACGUGGAAGACUGAGUUAAAUCGCAAACCACCAGAAAUCAAUGAAAUCGAUGCAUGUGAAAUUCUCGGUCUUAAGCAAGAAAGCAAAAUUAACGAUUGUGCAAUCCGCAAGGCGUACUUUGGUUUAGCUGCUAAGUAUCAUCCAGAUAAGAAUCCUGAGGGUCGCGAAAUGUUUGAAAAGGUCAACAAGGCGUAUGAGUUUUUGUCCGACGCAUCGACGCGAAAGACUAAUGGACCAGAUCCAGUCAAUCUGAGUCUUAUCCUCAAAGCACAGGCUAUCCUGUUUUGUCGAUGUCGUGAAGCACUGCAUCCAUACAAGUAUGCGGGCUAUCCAAUGCUCAUUAAAAUGAUCGAAACUGAAACGCAGGACGACCAACUUCUGUCGAAGCAGACUCCCCUACUUGGUCUGGCCAUUGAGACAAUGUACCAUACACUUAAUUGCUCCGAGCUAAACGUUCAGGAGCUACGGCGUGAAGACGGUUUGGCAGUGCUGGGAAAGGCGUUUGUACGCUGCGUCGAGCAGCUGAGCCACUCGAGCACCCCGGAAGAUCUGGUUGUAUCCGUAUGCCGCCACUCUGUUGCCUGCUUCGCCGUGGCCGCCAAAUUUGAGUCGUGCCGAACCGUGUUGAUUAAGGAUCUGCCGAACUUUGUCAACGAUCUCUGCCGUAUCCUGUAUUUCAAACAUUUGACAGAACUAUGUGCGGCAGCCGUUGAAUGCAUAGCAUCGCUUAGCGUCUGUGAGCAGCUGCAAAACUCGAUGCUCAAAUGUGGGGUAUUGUUCCACCUGCUGCUUUUUUUUUUCAAGUAUGACUACACAUUGGGCGAAGGUGGCGUCGAGGUCAGCAAGGAGAGUAAUCAACAGGCAGUUACCAAUCAUCUGGCAGAGCUAUCUGUUCGUGCUUGCGCUCGACUUGCCGGCCUGGAAUCGUCGGAUUCCACUCCUUCGAACCAGCGGAUACGCCAGUGUCUGGUCGCUCUCCUGACGCCCUACGUCGUCAGGAAGUUAGGCAAUUCCGAGCCAUCUAGCAUUUUGAAGGUUCUCAAUUCCAAUACUGAGAACCCGUACCUUAUAUGGGACAACUCGACGCGGGCAGAGCUAACCGAAUACCUCGAGCAACAACAAAAAUCCAAGAUCCGAUCGGGUGAGUGCGAUGAAGACUACGGCGCUUCAUUCUUGUAUAGCUUGUUCGACAAGGAGCUUGUGGUUGGUGACAUCUUUGUUCGAAUCUAUAUCGAGCAGCCAACAUUCCCACUAGAAGACGCUCGCCAGUUUACGAAGGAGCUCCUAAGUUUCAUUGGAUCGCAGGCUCAGUUUAUCUAUUCAGCUAAAAACAGCAAUUUGGUCGUAACAAAGGAUGCCGAAUCGGAUCGGAUACGAAACGCGGAAUUGGCGAUGGAGGCUCUCCAUCACGUCAUCCUUAACAACCCGUCUGUUGAAACUCUGUGUAUAGGCCACUUCAAAUUAUUGUUCCUGUUAUUAAACACAAACUACACGCGGCUUCGGGUCCUCGCCGUUGGCGUGAUUCAGGCAGUGACCGGCAACAAAAACUGCGUGCAGGAUAUUGCCAGCGUCCAUGUUCUAGUCUUUCUGUUGCUUGUCCUCAAGUCAUUCCAAAGUAACCAUCAACAUCAGCAAGUAGUGUUGGAUACAUUGCUUCCAUUAAUGUCCAGCACUCAGCUAGUUAAAGAAGCCUUAAGCAAAGGCGCUCUCCUCUAUCUCCUCGACGUGUACUGCAAUGCGAGCGAUCCGAAAGUUCGUGAGCGUACUGCUGAACUGGUGGCUAAGAUGAGCGGCGACAAGUUAAGCGGGCCCAAACUACUUCGUAUGCUGGCCCGCUUCAUGCCUGCCGUCUUCCUGGACGCCAUGAAGGAAUCUCCACAAGACAGCGUCACUUUAUUCGAAGGCAAUCAAGAGAAUCCAGAAUUGAUCUGGAACGAUGAAAGCCGAGAGCGGUUAUGUUUGACCGUCAGACAAAUGUGUCAGGAAUUAUUUGAGAGGCAAACAGAAAAUCCGACCGAGUUAUGGAACCCAUCACCGGACUUCAGUUUGUGUGCGGAGGCUGCAGAAGACGAAUUGGUAAUUGGCGGUGUGUACGUACGGCUAUUCGUGCAAAGUCCGGGUUGGUCCUUGCGCAGACCAAAGGAAUUCUUAGGAGAAUGCUUAGAUCGUGCAUGCCAACUAAUGGCCAGGCAAGAUUCCGACGAGGCAAUGUUGGAUACCGUGACAACAGCCAUCGUUGGUCUUCUCGCUAACCAGGGUCAGCUGCGUGACGCCAUCCCGGUGAUGGGCCAUAUUCCGCGAUUGGUAGCUGCUUUGGGCUCGCCCGCACCCCAGGCAAAGCACGCCGUACGUUUGUUACACGAGCUCGCGCAAAGUCAACAGUGUGUCGAACAGCUAUGCGAAAGUGGUGACUGCAUGGCAGGGCUUCGUUCUGCCAUUAACAAUUGCCCCGAAACACUUGAUCUUGUUGCUAAAGCGUUAAACCAAAUGUUCCAGAAAGAUGCCUCGAGGCUUGUCCAGCAGGCCCUAAGCGUAAAGUUGGUAUCCCUUUUACUGGAGCUUCUAGAAAGGUCGGUGACCAACGCCACUUCAAAGGCGCAUAUCGUGCAGGCGCUUAAAGCAAUGCUUGCGGAUCCGAUCUAUGGUGACGAUGUAAACGAGCUUUUGACAGCUUCGAAAACCUGGGCCGACUUUAAAGAUCAAAGGCACGACCUCUUUACUCGUGAAACAACCAUCGCUGGAUAUUUACCAAGUACUACUAAUAUCGCUGGCUACUUGACGACCGGCACGAUAGGGCCGAACUUUGCGCGCCAGCCUCCUCCGGUAGACCAGUGAGAUAUACAAUCAAGUCAAGAAGAUCAAGCAAUGCUGUUCUCAAAAAGCUGUUGGCACCUAUGGGCGAGCAAUAGUGACGGAAAAUAUAUAGUGAAGUCAUGGGCGAGCAAUAGGUGACGGAAAAUAUAUAGUCAAGUCCUGAAGAUCAAGCAAAUGCUGUUCUCAAAAAGCUGUUGGCAACAUGAAAUUUAACUAUAGGCGAGCAAUAGGUGACGGAAAAUACGUCACCAAGUACUCAGUGAAAAAACGGUAUGGAAGCAAAUUAGUGAGCUCUGCCGUUUCUGCGCGCUCCGCUGGGUCGUCACCAUAAAUUCUGUGCCUUGCUUGCUCACGGGUAUUUCGAAAUAGUUCUGAUCCUUUUCCGACGGUAGGAUCAGCACUAGCCCGGCGAAAGUUGCAAGUCCAAUAGCGUGAGAAAAAGCACAAAGGCAACAAUAACACACAAAUGAUGCAGCAAGAUGGCCGACUCUUUCACUCGCGCACUUCUCUGUCAAUUAGCAGGAAUAUUUUAUUGUUUCGAGUUGAUGAUAUGGUGGUGAUGAUGGUAGAACUGAGGGAACACUAACAAUGAAAUAGCGAACGACGUUGUGCAGUUGUAAGCGAGGCACCGACUCUACGGACCAGUACCAAUCGAGGCAAGUCGACUACUUCAAUUAAUGUUUGUCUUCAGGUGAUGACGACACCCGAAUGCUGAGGGGGAGGAACGUGCAUGCGAAUAUGUUUGUAGGUGUAACUGCACAACAGACCGAACUACUGAAUCCCAAAAGCUUCUCAAAGAAAGCUCGAUAAAGAUGCUAUAUGAAGGUUCGAACAAAUUACCAUGGAAAGCAUUAUUGAUAUGAACAGAUACAGUUGCGCGGAGAACAGGCCAAAGCAGGCUGAGAUGACGACCGCUAUAAGGAAAUCUAAUGACAGCAAAAAAAUGUAAAAUAAUUUAACCGUCGUACUAUGAUAAACAGGUUUAAGAAAUAGAUCAUUAUUAUUUUGGGCAAGAAAGCGUAAAAAAAAAAUUAAUUUUGUUGUGCCUGCAUGAGCGUGUCUGUAUUUAGACAAGAAUGACAAGCGUUAAUUCAUGUGUCUGCAAAAGGAUCAGAGCAGUGCGGGACGGUGCCUGCAAAACGUGACAUACCACAGAUGUGAUGUGAUUUAGUACUGAACUGCGAUGGUGUUUAUGAAUGGUAAUGGUAACAAAAAGAAAGAUAAAUAUACGAAGUUAUUAUUUAUAAAUUUAGAUAUGCACCCUUUUUAUAGGUACGCAAGUCAAUAAAUAGUUUCAAAUGUAAAUAUAGGUUCUUUCAAAAUCUAAGCGACCAGCUUUGCUCAGGUAGAUAUCUUUAACGGCGCAUUGGUGUACACAGUUCAACCUUUAGUUUAUAAGCCUGGUGGAGACUGUCACAAAGUUUUGAACGUUAGCAAAAAAACUAUCGUACCUUUAAGUGUGUGUAAAGUAAGCUCAGUUCUAAGAAAGUAAUCAUAAACGUCGGAUCUACGUUUUAGGAAUGCUUAUCUGUAAUGUGUGGGUAUUUUAUGUGUAAUCCGUAAUGUUUUAAGAAUGCACAGAAAAAUUAUGUGCGUCUGAAGACAAAAUUCAAAUCUAAUUCUCGAAGAAAUGUAUGGACUGCGUGCGCAGAACAAAUUACAACAUAAGGGCAAAUAAAAUUGAAGUGCUUCU